CCGCGCGGCCCGCUGUUGUCCCUCGUCCGAGCCGCCGAGGCGCGGCCGGGGCUCCUGGGAGCCUGGGUCGGGGCCGCGAGAUGGACUCAGUGGUUUUUGAGGAUGUGGCUGUGGACUUCACCCCGGAGGAGUGGGCUUUGCUGGAUCGUGGUCAGAGGAGGCUCUACAGAGAUGUGAUGCUGGAGACCUGCAGGAACCUGGCCUCACUGGGUGAAAACUGGAAAUGCCCUGGCAUUGAACAUCAGCACAAGAACAAGGGGACAUAUAUGAGGUGUCAUGCGGUGGAGAUGCCCUCAGAAAAUAAUGGAAGUAAUCAAUGUGGAGAAACCAAUCAGAUUUCAAAUUUUAUUGUGCAUAAGAGACUUUCUACUGGAGUAAAAUCCUGUGAAUACAUUAAGUUUGAAAAAGCCAUCAUGGAUACUACAUCCCUAAAGAGUCCCAUAACAUCAUCUCAACAUGGACAGAAACCCCAUCAAUGAAACACUUCCCUGGAGCAGCACCACAUAGCAAUGAGGU
Callorhinus ursinus (northern fur seal) is the source of this 516-nucleotide messenger RNA. RefSeq lists its product as uncharacterized. Gene Ontology annotation, biological process: regulation of DNA-templated transcription. NCBI's taxonomy places the organism in Eukaryota, Metazoa, Chordata, Mammalia, Carnivora, Otariidae. Gene Ontology annotation, molecular function: RNA polymerase II cis-regulatory region sequence-specific DNA binding; DNA-binding transcription factor activity, RNA polymerase II-specific. The record is from RefSeq and is a predicted model, not a curated record.